GGGCCGGCCGGGCGGGCGCCGACAAUGAGCCUCCAUAAAAGGGAGCGGCGGGGGCUGGGGCCCCGGAUUGAGCCCUCCCCGCCCGGGGUCCCGACGCUCUAGGUCUCGGGGAGGCCCUGACGCGCCGGUCGCAGGCCCGGCCGGCGAGCGGCGGGGAGGGGGCUGCAGUGGGCGGGAGGCGGCUGCUGGUUUGCGCGCCAAGGCCUGUGCGGCUGUCCUCCGGCGUCAGGUCACCGAGAUCCACCCCCCAGCCCCGGCCGCGCCAUGGCCCUGAAGGCCGAGGGCUCCGCACUCGACUGCUUCGAGGUGACGCUCAAAUGCGAGGAAGGGGAGGACGACGAGGAGGCCAUGGUGGUGGCCGUAAUUCCGCGGCCCGAGCCGAUGCUCCGAGUGGCCCAGCAGGAGAAGACCCCCCCGCCGAGGCCCAGCCUGCUGGAGGCGGGCAGCGAUGGCUGUGAGGAGCCCAAGCAGCAGGUGUCUUGGGAGCAGGAGUUCCUGGUGGGGAACAGCCCGGGAGGCAGCGGGCGCGCCCUGUGCAUGGUGUGCGGGGCCGAGAUCCGGGCCCCCUCGGCAGACACGGCACGCACCCACAUCCUGGAGCAGCACCCUCACACCCUGGACCUGAGCCCUUCCGAGAAGAGCAACAUCCUGGAGGCCUGGAGUGAGGGGGUGGCCCUUUUGCAAGACUUCAGAGCCGAGCAGCCAUCCCCACCCCACUCAGACCCAGGCCAGGAUGUCGACGCAGACCCAGACUCGGACCCCGACCCUGCCAAAAUGCCAGCGGAGAUUGUCGUGCUCCUCGACUCCGAGGACAGCACGUCCCUCCCCAGAAGGAGCCGGCCCCGGGGACUCCGCCCUCUGGAGCUUCCUGCCGCCCCGGCCCCAGAACCAGUGAGCAAGAAGCCCCGCGGUCAGAGAUGGAAGGAGCCCCCUGGAGAGGAGCCGGUCAGAAAGAAAAGAGGCAGACCCAUGACCAAACCCCUGGACCUGGACCCUGACCCUGACCCAGAUCCCCCCUCACCUGACUCACCCACAGAGACUUUCGCAGCUCCCCCCGAGGUCCGACACUUCACCGAUGGCAGCUUUCCCCCCGGCUUCGUCCUCCAGCUCUUCUCCCACACCCAGCUCAGGGCCUCAGACAGCAAGGACUCGCCCAAAGAGGUGGGAGUUGCAGAAGGAGGCCUUCUCCAGGCGGAAAGCCCCUCUCCAGUGCCCAGCACAGGAUGUUUGGUGAAGGAACAGAUGACGGACUGGAUGACCCGGCUGUGGCUCAGGAUCUGCGCUCCCCCCUGUGUGAUGCGUCCAGGCUCACAGCUCGAAGCGCCUUUGAGCAGCUCACAAGCCCACCUUUUUCCUUCGUCAGUCCCGGCCUCUCUCUUGCCCAUGUGACAUGUCUGGAUGGUCCUCUGAGAUCUCUCAAACUUGGCAUUUCUGAGGGGAACCCUGCCUCCCCCUCCCCACCCCGCUUCCCCGCGAAGCUGAAGCCCUGUUUGAUUUGCUUGGGCCAAACCCUCGGAGUCAUCCUCUUCCAUCUCUCAGACUCCACAUCGGUCGUCAGCUAACCUGUUAGGCCCACCUUCAAACUGCUCAGAAUCGACCCCCUCGCUCCUACUGCUGUGACCUCCGUGCACGAUUCCUUAAACAACCCUCGAACCUGUUUCCCAGACAAGUGGGCUUCUGUUCUUUGCCCUCGUCCGUCUCCUACAGCAGCCGCGGCCCCUGUUGAAAACACAAGUGGGAUCCCGUCACUGCUCUGCUCAGAGCCCUCCGGCAGUGUCACCUCACCCUCCAGAUAAAAGCCGGAGUCCUCGUGGUGACCGGUGGUCCUCACGCCGGGGCCUUUCUCUCUCCCACUCACCGGGGCGUCCGCAUUUGCUCUUUCUCCCACGAGGAGUGCUGUGCCCCAGCCAGACACCGCUGCCCCGUCGUUUCCUAUACAUCUUCACUCCCUUGUCAGCUCCCUGAGGCCUUCCCUGCUACUCUGCUCCCUUCACGGCUGUCUUGUCUGUGUAUAUGAUACAACAGAUGUGUUUUUUAA
Molecule: messenger RNA, 2038 nt
Organism: Sus scrofa (pig)
Lineage: Eukaryota; Metazoa; Chordata; Mammalia; Artiodactyla; Suidae
Gene: SPINDOC
Product: spindlin interactor and repressor of chromatin binding
Biological process (GO): negative regulation of DNA-templated transcription
Source: RefSeq, a predicted model, not a curated record